CCUGUUUUUCUACGCCGAGUAUUCACAUGAUGCUCGAUUCAACAUGGUUGAAGGAAGCUUUAAGAUUGUCUUUCUCCAUUUUCACUCCUCUUAACCCUUCUCAUACUGCAAAAGACAAGGCUGACUAAAAUAGCAGGACGGUUUGGGAAAUGUCCACCUCUCUUCUGUUGCUUGUUCCUGCUCCGCUGUUCAUUUCCCCACGUUACACCUGUGGCAGAGGGCGGGGUCAAUGAUGUCACCUGAAGCUGGAGGAGGGGGAGGGGGACGAUUCGCCUCCCUCUCUCUCUUCCUCCCCCUCUUUCUGUGUGGCCGUGUUGUUCCUCCAGAGAGUAGACGCAUCCCCCAGCAUGCCGCCUCGAGUGUGAAGAGGAGUCACGAUGCUCGGCAACGGACGACAGACGCUUUUCCACAAAUAUUGCGGAUUUCUGGCGGUGUUCGAGCGGCCCCCAGCUUAGAGAAAGGGGGGAAACUUCCGCGGAGGAACGAGAGCGACGAGAUGGGAAAUUUGAUACUGAUGACGCUUCUGCUGGCUCACCUGCCAACAGAGCUGCUGUCCAUCCAGGUGAUUGUCCCACAGAGGGAGAGGAGCACCACCUUGUUUGCCUCUGUGAUUCUUCGCUGCGACUACUCGACUUCAGCAAACCCUCAGGACGUGCUGGUCACCUGGAGGUUCAAGUCCUUCUGCAAAGACCCGGUGCUGGAGUACUACUCCACAGCCUAUCAGGCCUCUCUGCAGCUGGGUCAGGACCCCACCAACGACUGCCCGGACAGACAGCGAACAAUCCGCACUGUGAUCCAGAAGAGGGGCAUUAAUGAGCCCACCCUGGGUGUAGAAUACCGAAUACGCAAAAUUACCAUUCAAAACAAGGCCGACCUGGUCAUCAAUGAGGUGAUGUGGUGGGAUAACGGCGUGUACUUCUGCAGCAUCGACGCUGCCGGGGACACGGCGGGCGACUCUGAUCAAGAAGUAAAACUCAUCGUGUACCACUGGCUGACCGUCCUGUUGAUCCUCAUCGGCGCCCUCCUGCUCAUCACGCUCUUCUGCAUAUGUUGCUGCCAGUGCUGUCCUCAGAAGUGCUGCUGCUACGUCCGCUGCCCGUGUUGUCCGCAGACAUGCUGCUGCCCGGAGAAAGCUGUGAUGCAGCACAGGAUGAUUCGAGACGCUCAGAAGGCUAUGUCUCCCUGGAUGAACGGUCAACCCAUUUACGCUCCCAUUAGCUCCAACGCCUCCUCCCAGGGCGUUCCCAUACUGUACUCCGGCUCAUACUCUGACUACCCCACCAAACAAAACUUUGCCAUGGUGCCCAUGGAGCUGUCCCCCAUGGCCCUGCAGCAUCAACCUCAUCCAAACCACAUGAACGGCAGUGUGCAUGGCGGCCACCCUGGUCAGGUGUUGGACUUCCUGGAAAACCAGAUGCGGGGGCUGGACAUGGGAGCACCACAAGCGGUUCCUUACUCUCACCAGAAUAUGCUCCCGUUGCAGCCUCAGGCGGCUCCCCAAGCUGUGCCCUACACACCGGGGCCCCCGAGCAUGCUGUCGGCCCUGGACGAGAUGGGGGUGAGAGGGGUAGAGAGACGCGUGAUCACCCUGCCUCCCAUAAUCCAGCGGGUUCCCAGCUUUCCCUCGCGCAGGGGGCCGGCUGACGGAGACGGAGCCAGAGAUGGUUCAAGAAUCUCCAGCCAGUCCAGUGGGAGCACGAGUCGCCGCGGAGGAGACAGCCGUGGCUACCGGGACGUCUCUCAGCCCAGGCAAGGGAUCCUGCGCGAUUACAGCGACGACUCCGAAUGGGAGAACAGGCGAGCAGGAGCGCCACGCGGGAGUUCGAGGAACAGGAGAGGAGGCCCGUCCGGGAGGAGGGGAGGCGGAUCUCGACCGCGGACCCGCAGUCGCGACGACCUGAUGGAGGAGCUACACGGCACUGCCGCUCGGAGGGAGAGGAGCUAUUCUCCUCCUCAGCGGCGCGAAGGGCCCUGGAGCUCAGACGAGGAGGACAGCGGCAGGAGGAAAGGAGGUAGAGGGAGGGAUUGGCCGGAGAAGCCCCCCAGUUACUUCUCCAUCGAGAGCCAGCUUGGAAGUAGCAACGGUCGGAGGAACUACGACCGCUUUUCGGAUAGAAGUUCCCGUAGUGGCACCAGCGUAGUCAUCUGAAGCAUUUCAAACACUUCUUUUCUUUCUUACUUGUUUAAGAAUGUUUUGAAAGCGGUGAAAAUGAAGACAAAUAGUUAGUUUUUUUCUCCGUCCAGUCUGCAAGAAUAUAGUUGUUGUGAAAUGUAAUAAUGAUUCUUAAUAAGUAAUAAAUAUUCUGCAUGGGAUACUUUUACUGUGAAUGCAUCACAUGGAUCUGCAAAAAAGCUUUAUGAAGAAAAGCUUUUUGUUUCAUCCUUUUAAAUUGCAGAUGUUAUCAAGCCUGCAUGCGCUUAUUGUUCUGGCUGUUUAGAAUUGUGUAACUUGUAUCUGGUGAUGGGUAUUUUUUGAUGUAGAUGUUCAAUAGUUUCAACAAGCAAAUGGGUACUGUCAGAAUGUGUGGGUUAUUGUGAACACGCUAUGAGUGAUCAACUGAUAUGUGGAUGUUUUCAGAAUUUUGCAUAAUUUCUAUUAUAACUAUUUUUACGGUGUUGUCCUUUUUGACCUUUCAUUCAUAAAAGCACUAUUAGACAGCAAUAAAACGUGUGUUUGUAAAUGUAUGAAGAUCAACAGAUUUGGUGGACUUACUGUAUUUGAGUAAUCAGCAUCAAUGCAGAAUUCCGAUCUUCAUUGUUUCCUUUUGUAUCAUGAUGUGUCUGUUUUCAAAUAAACUUUUUACAAACAGUG
Gasterosteus aculeatus aculeatus (three-spined stickleback) is the source of this 2812-nucleotide messenger RNA. RefSeq names its product immunoglobulin-like domain containing receptor 1a (gene ildr1a). Gene Ontology annotation, molecular function: high-density lipoprotein particle receptor activity. The record is from RefSeq and is a predicted model, not a curated record. Gene Ontology annotation, cellular component: plasma membrane. NCBI's taxonomy places the organism in Eukaryota, Metazoa, Chordata, Actinopteri, Perciformes, Gasterosteidae.